AUGCAAAUUUACAUCACAAGUUUAGAUAAGAUUUUUGUUUUGUUCUAUGAAAUGUAUUUUGUUAAGGGAGCAAAUAAGGAUCUUAUGACACAAAAGAUGACCACCCUAAUCUUGACCAUUGUGGUUUUUAUUUGCAACAUGACGGGUAAAAUUGAAUGCCAAGGAAAUAUCAAAGCAUUCAAUUCGAUGGAAAUGUCAGAAAAAUCAAGUAAACCUUGCGAUAUGCUCAGCAGACAGUACAAUAUACGAAAUCCCCGCCAUAUGACAAAGGUACAGCUACCAGCCCAGUCAUUAACGACAGGAAACUACACACCUUGGAUUGCUUAUAGAGGUUGUUAUCAGAUUUCGACAUUACCAAAAACAACAAAUGAAUUGCUUAUAAACAACAACACGGUGGGAAAUUGUUAUCGGGAAUGUAAAAUCAAAGUCAUGAAAAAUAAUUCAUGUGGGAAUAUCACAGAUGUUCUGUUUGGAUUACAAAAUUCCACCUGUUUCUGUUUUUUCAACGCACCAGUUCGUAGUGACCUUAACCAUAGUAGCAGAUGUAACAUGUCCUGUUCACCUUCUUCUUUCGAGGACGGUGAAUGUGGCGGUCAGGGUCACUUCAGUGCUUACGAAGAAUAUAACCCUCAGGGAGGACCAUUAGCAGGAUUGUGUUUGAUUUGUUCGAAAAGCAGUUCUAAUACUAUAACAAUUGGCGGAACCGAAUGUGAUACAAAUGCAACAGGAGUUUGUGGUACUACAAAUGUUUUCUGA
This is a messenger RNA of Magallana angulata, 756 nucleotides long. RefSeq lists its product as uncharacterized. The transcript is spliced from 5 exons. The coding region runs from base 1 to 756 and encodes 251 amino acids. The record is from RefSeq and is a predicted model, not a curated record. Lineage: Eukaryota; Metazoa; Mollusca; Bivalvia; Ostreida; Ostreidae.